Molecule: messenger RNA, 4026 nt
Organism: Erinaceus europaeus (western European hedgehog)
Lineage: Eukaryota; Metazoa; Chordata; Mammalia; Eulipotyphla; Erinaceidae
Gene: PHF19
Product: PHD finger protein 19
Exons: 15
Coding region: 149-1894 (581 amino acids)
Biological process (GO): chromatin organization; regulation of DNA-templated transcription
Cellular component (GO): nucleus
Molecular function (GO): DNA binding; chromatin binding
Source: RefSeq, a predicted model, not a curated record
CCCGCCGAGACCCCGACCCCGGCCCCGCCGGCGGACACUCGCCGGGCAGCCGCGGGCCGGGCACAGCCACCUCCGCCGCCCAUGCGCCGGGCGGACAGACUCCAAGUGGGACCGGCGGACACGCGGACUCGCGUGUCAGCAGAAGCUGAUGGAGAAUCAAACUCUGGACCCAGAGACUAGGGAUUCCUAUGGUACCUCAGGCCACCUCCCCAACAAGGGGUCUUUGACAAAAACCAAGAACAACUUCAAAGACCUGAUGUCCAAGCUGACAGAGGGCCAGUAUGUGCUGUGCCGGUGGACAGAUGGGCUGUAUUACCUUGGGAAGAUCAAGAGGGUCAGCAUUUCUAAGCAGAGCUGCCUUGUGACUUUUGAAGAUAAUUCCAAAUACUGGGUCCUGUGGAAGGACAUACAGCAUGCCGGUGUUCCAGGGGAGGAGCCUAAGUGCAACAUCUGUCUGGGGAAGACCUCCGGGCCCUUGAAUGAGAUUCUCAUCUGUGGGAAGUGUGGUCUGGGUUACCACCAGCAGUGCCACAUCCCCAUAGCCGGCAGUGCUGACAGGCCCCUGCUCACACCUUGGUUCUGCCGACGCUGCAUCUUCGCGCUGGCUGUGCGGAAAGGAGGCGCUCUGAAGAAGGGUGCCAUCGCCAGGACACUGCAGGCUGUGAAGAUGGUGCUGUCCUAUCAACCUGAGGAGCUCGAGUGGGAUUCACCCCACCGCACCAACCAGCAGCAAUGCUACUGCUACUGUGGAGGGCCCGGAGAGUGGUACCUGCGGAUGCUGCAGUGUUACCGGUGCAGGCAGUGGUUCCACGAGGCCUGCACUCAGUGCCUUAACGAACCCAUGAUGUUUGGAGAUCGGUUCUACCUGUUCUUCUGUUCCGUAUGUAACCAGGGCCCAGAGUACAUCGAGAGGCUGCCCCUGCGAUGGGUUGAUGUGGUUCACCUGGCCCUCUACAACCUGGGGGUGCAGAGCAAGAAGAAGUACUUUGACUUUGAGGAGAUUCUGGCUUUUGUCAACCACCACUGGGAGCUCCUGCAGCUUGGCAAGCUCACCAGCACCCCCGUGACCGAUCGAGGACCACAUCUCCUCAAUGCUCUGAACAGCUACAAAAGCCGGUUCCUCUGUGGCAAAGAGAUCAAGAAGAAAAAGUGCAUCUUUCGCCUGCGUAUCCGUGUCCCACCCAACCCACCAGGGAAGCUGCUGCCUGACAAGGGCCUGGUCCCCACUGAGAAUGGUGCCGCCUCUGAGCUGCUGCGUAAGAGAGGAAAGAACAAGCCUGGUUUGUUGCCUCACGAAUUCCAGCAGCAGAAAAGGCGGGUUUAUAGAAGAAAAAGAUCAAAGUUUUUGCUGGAAGAUGCUAUUCCCAGUAGUGACUUUACCUCGGCCUGGAGCACCAACCAUCACCUGGCCAGCAUAUUUGACUUCUCGCUGGAUGAAAUUCAGAGUUUAAAAAGUGCCAGCUCAGGCCAGACCUUCUUCUCAGAUGUAGACUCUACUGAUGCAGCCAGCACCUCUGGUUCUGCCUCCACCAGCCUCUCCUAUGACUCCAGACGGACAGUGGGCAGCCGGAAGAGGAAACUGGCAGCCAAAGCAUAUAUGCCACUGCGGGUGAAACGGCGGGUGACCGAGCUGGGAGGACGCUGUCCCUCAGACAGCAGUGCAGAGGGGGUUUUGGGCCCUGAGCGGCCAGAUGAAGGCAUCGACAGCCACACUUUUGAGAGCAUCAGUGAAGAUGACUCAUCCUUGUCUCACCUCAAGUCAUCCAUCACCAGCUAUUUUGGUGCAGCUGGGCGGUUAGCCUGUGGGGAGAAGUACCAGGUGUUGGCUCGGAGAGUCACACCAGAGGGCAAGGUUCAGUACCUGGUGGAGUGGGAAGGGACCACCCCUUACUGACUAGCCCCCAGGGGAUGCCAGGAGCCCUGGAAACCAAAGGAGAGACAGUUCAAGUGAUGGCUCCCCAGUUCUCUCCAGGCAGGAAUAGGGGAGGGACUCAAGACAGAAUUUCAAAAGGCCCUGCCCACCCACCUACUAGGCCAAGGUUUAAGCCUCUCUGCUGUUCCCAUCCUGUCACAGGCCUCCACUGACUCCCCAUACUUUGUCUCACCAUCCCACAAACUACUACUCUGUCUCCACACAUUCCAUGCUCCCACAAAACUUGAUUCCUCUGAAUUUGUUCCCUUCGACUCUAUGACCCUUUUUCCUGAGGCCUGAUCUUUGUUUAUGCCCCCAGUUCUGUGUCCAUUGAGCUCUUUUGGGGUGAAUAUUCAUAUAUCCUUUAUGCAUGUAGCUGUCUCUCCACUGGAUGCCCUUCACAUCUGCCCAAGUGACAGCCAGAGACCCUGGGAUCAUCAGGACCUAAGGAAUGAAGGGGCUCAGAUGGCACCAGCAGCAAAGGCCAAAUAAGACUGAGAGUAAAGGCUCUGGGUGUCAACUUGUGAGACCCCAGUGUCUGUCCUUUCUGUCUCUGGGUACACCCCGUUAGUUGCCAUGAAAUAGGGCCUGGCCUUGCUGGAGUGGAGGUAGCCUUGCAAACCUGAAGGGGAGGGAGAGAAAGUGAGAAAAAAAAAAGAGGCUAUGUCAUGCUCAAUCUCAAGCUGUUCCCUGUGCUACCCACCCCUGGCCAGACACACUGCACACCUAGCUAAACAAUAUAUACUCACAUAUAAACCUCUAUCCAUGUGUACUCUCACCUUCAAGUACACACACACACACACACACACACACACACACACGCACACACUCACUCUCUCACUCACUCAAUUUCUACAUUCUCUCCUGAGUCCUGCUUUUCCUUGGCCCUCUUCCAGAGGCCAUGUGCUCCAGUGAAAUGUGAAAGUCCUACUCCCACCACCUUCUUUUAGCCCACAAACUUGCUUUGAUCUCAUAGAGAAGCACUCAAACCAUCUUCCUUAUCCUCUGACUCACCCUGAAAAUGACAGUUGCUUUUUUGGGGAAAUCUUGGAAUUUUUCAAGUGUCUGUCAUUCAGUCCCCUCAAAGGGGAUCCUUUUCACAGUGGGAGUAUAAAGAGGGUUCUUAGAACUGACACGCAAACUUCGUCCCAUCUGAAUGGAAACCAAAAAAAGAAGGGAGGGGGCCAGAUCCCUCAGCUUUGCUGCUUCCAGAGAUAUUAGAAACUGACUCACUUGAUUGGCAAAUGGAAAGAAGUGCCUUGAUGGUAGGGGACAUGGACCUAAACCAGAUGGGAACCAGCUUUGCCAACUGCUGCAAGAUUUGGCUGGGAUUUUGCAGGUUGCCAGCUACAAGGCGAGCGGAUGGACAGCGAGGAAGUGGCAGCAGGCUGGAAGAGCUGGUUUUUCCGUGACUAGAUUGAUCCCACCUAUGAGCUCUUAGGGGCUACCUGAUCGCUGAGAUGCCUCUUCCCUCAAACCUCAGCUCCGACAGUGCCUUUCAAAUGGGGCCUCACCUCCUAUGCACAGCCCAUCCAGUUCCUUCUGCUACCCUGGCACGGCCCAGCCAGAGACAAAUGGGGGUUGACCCCACUCCUCCCUCUUAGCCCCUCAGCUGUUGCCACUGGAAUCCCCAAAUGGGACCAGGAGGAAGGGAAGCUGAGAAGCCAGCUCCCAAGCCCAGUGGUGGUGUGGGACUUGGGAUAUCUGACUUUCUGCCUACCUUCAGAAAAAAGUGACUGCCCCCCACCCCCACCCCAACACAAACACACACUCAUGUACACACACACACAUCCGCAUACACCUCCAGCCUGCUUUCAAGGCUUCCAAGAAAGUAUAGGAUGUGUAGGGCCUGUCAAAGAGAAUAUUCACCUCUGCUUGGGCUCCAGAGGGGCUCUGAGCUUAAAGUGGGGGAACUAGGGGUGUCUUCCCUACUUAGAAAAUCAGCAUAAGAAAGGCCUAGCAAGAUUUACACCCCAGCAUUUCACUCAUACCAGAUAAUAGCUGUAUUACUUCCGACUGAUCUUAUAAUAACCCUGUGCACCUUCAAAAAAGAUUUAUGGUUUGGAAUUGCUGCUUUUAAUAACAUUUGUUAUAUUAAAGUUAUAAUUAAUGUG